AUGUGGCGGAGGUACUACCUGUUGUCAUCAAUUGAACGACUGCUAAUCAGUUUAGAUUUGGGAGCAACCUUAGAAGACACCGAAGAUUUGUCAUCCGUUGAUUCCGGCAAAAAAAAUACCAUAACACUUCGGUGUCCCGAAGUUGUGGAAAGGAUUUUGGUUUCUUCUCGUGAGAGGGAAGUUCUCCAUUCAACUAAUACCAUUGCCACAAUUUUGGCCCUCUCUCCCCGGUCGAGCCGAGUGAAUGCAGAUGAGUGCAUGCUGAUAAGAAUGCAAGAAAUGUCGUUGGACUAUCAUUUUACGGUUGAGCAAGAAGUUGGUUCAACCACUCAUGCCUUCUUUGGGUUCAGUGGUGACUGA
Messenger RNA from Striga asiatica, 360 nucleotides. Lineage: Eukaryota; Viridiplantae; Streptophyta; Magnoliopsida; Lamiales; Orobanchaceae. The record is from the annotation of a GenBank genome assembly.